This is a messenger RNA of Sphenostylis stenocarpa, 2832 nucleotides long. NCBI's taxonomy places the organism in Eukaryota, Viridiplantae, Streptophyta, Magnoliopsida, Fabales, Fabaceae. The record is from the annotation of a GenBank genome assembly.
AUGCUCCACUCUUCACUAACACUCCUCUUCACCCUCCUCUUUUCCCUCGCCACCGCCGACCCGAACGACGUCAAAAUCCUGCGUCAAUUUCGGAACGGGUUGGACAACCCGGACCUGUUGCCUUGGCCGGACAGCGGCGAUGAUCCAUGUGGAUGGAAGUACAUUUUCUGCGACAGUAACAACCGCGUGAACCAGAUUCAGGCGAAGGGGUUAAACCUGAGCGGUCCUCUGCCGCGGAACCUGAACCAGCUCACGAAUCUCUUCAACGUGGGCCUCCAGAACAAUAGGCUGAACGGCCCAUUACCCUCCUUCAGCGGCCUGUCAAAUCUGAAAUACUUGUACCUUGACAACAAUAACUUCGACUCCAUCCCCUCAGAUUUCUUUGACGGGCUUCAGAGCUUGGAAGUACUCGCGUUGGACAACAAUAACCUCAACGCUAGCUCCGGCGGGUGGCACUUACCGCAAACUCUCCAGGGGUCAACGCAGUUGACCAAUUUCUCCUGUAUGGGCUGCAACCUCGCCGGCCCAUUACCUGAGUUUCUCGGAACGAUGAACUCGCUGUCGUUUUUGAAGCUCUCCAACAACAACUUAACGGGUGAGGUUCCGCUGAGUCUAAACGGCUCGGCGUCGUUGCAGGUUCUGUGGCUGAAUAACCAGCAGGGGGAGCGUCUUACUGGAAGAAUUGACGUUGUGGCUUCGAUGGUUUCGCUCACCAGUUUGUGGCUUCAUGGGAACUUGUUCACUGGAACGAUUCCCGACAACAUUGGGGAUUUGAGCUCUCUGCGGGAUCUUAACCUUAAUGUGAACAACCUCGUCGGGUUGGUUCCUCAAGGUUUGGGUGACUUGAAGCUGGACAAGCUGGACUUGAAUAACAACCAUUUUAUGGGUCCGAUUCCGAAUUUUAAAGCGGCUCAUGUGUCGUAUGAUUAUAACGAUUUUUGUGUGAACAAAUCAGGGGUUCCUUGCGCGUUUGAGGUGACGGCGCUGUUGGAGUUUCUUGGGGGAUUGAAUUAUCCUGAGAAUUUGGUUGAUUCGUGGAGUGGGAAUGAUCCUUGUGGGGGGCAUUGGUUGGGGAUAAAGUGUAAUGAUGAUGGAAAGGUGAAUAUGAUUAAUUUACCUAAUUUGAAUGUUAGUGGGAGUUUAAGUCCUUCUGUUGCAAAUUUGGGUUCUCUUGUUGAGAUUAGGUUAGGGGGGAAUGAUAUUAGUGGUGCGGUGCCCGGUAAUUGGAGUAGUUUGACAUCUUUGAAAUUGUUAGAUCUGAGUGGGAAUAACAUUUCUCCUCCACUGCCUGUGUUUAAGACUGGAUUGAAACCUAUUGUUACUGGGAAUCCUCUGUUCAACGGCGGUGCUGAAAAUCCUUCAUCAGGGAGCAAGAACCCAUCAUCUGGAUCAGGGAAUGUUGACCCUUCAUCGGGUCAGUCCAAUUCUAGUUCGAGUGAUUCUCGUGAACCUAAGAAAUUCAAAAGGAAAGAAUUGGUUUCCAUUGUUGCUCCGAUUGCGGGUGUGGCAGCUGCGGCUUUUCUGCUCAUUCCACUCUAUGCAUAUUGUUUCAAGAGGAGGAAGGGCGGUUUCCAAGCUCCAGCUUCACUGGUAAUUCACCCUAGAGAUCCAUCGGAUUCGGACAGUGCUGUGAAGAUUGCUGUUGCUAAUAAUACAUAUGGAAGCAUUUCCACUUUGACAGGGAGUGGUUCUGGGAGUAGGAAUAGCAGUGGAAUUGGGGAGUCUCAUGUCAUUGAAGCUGGAAAUCUUAGAAUAUCGGUUCAAGUUCUCAGGAAUGUGACCAAGAAUUUUGCGCCCGAGAAUGAGCUUGGCCGUGGUGGAUUUGGAGUUGUUUAUAAGGGAGAGUUGGAUGAUGGAACUAAAAUUGCAGUGAAACGAAUGGAAGCUGGUGUGAUUAGUAGCAAGGCAUUGGAUGAAUUUCAAGCCGAGAUUGCAGUUCUAUCGAAAGUCCGGCACCGGCAUCUGGUGUCUCUAUUGGGUUUUUCUAUUGAAGGUAAUGAAAGGAUUCUAGUGUAUGAGUAUAUGCCACAAGGGGCCCUAAGUAAGCAUCUUUUCCAUUGGAAAAGCCUUGAACUGGAGCCACUCUCUUGGAAGAGGAGGCUCAAUAUUGCAUUGGAUGUUGCCCGAGGGAUGGAGUAUCUUCAUACUCUGGCUCACCAGAGCUUCAUUCACAGAGAUCUUAAGCCGUCAAAUAUCUUGCUUGCUGAUGAUUUCAGAGCAAAGGUCUCAGAUUUUGGAUUGGUAAAACUUGCUCCUGAAGGCGAAAAAUCUGUAGUGACCAGGCUUGCGGGGACUUUCGGAUAUUUGGCCCCAGAAUAUGCAGUGACAGGAAAAAUCACCACGAAAGCAGAUGUUUUUAGUUUCGGGGUUGUACUAAUGGAGCUGUUGACUGGACUAAUGGCACUUGAUGAGGAAAGACCCGAGGAAAGCCAAUACUUAGCAGCAUGGUUCUGGUAUAUAAAAUCAGAUAAGAAGAAACUAAUGGCUGCUAUUGACCCAGUCCUUGAUGUUAAGGAAGAAACAUUUGAGAGCAUCUCCAUCAUUGCUGAGUUAGCUGGGCACUGCACUGCCAGAGAACCAAGCCAACGGCCAGAGAUGGGUCAUGCCGUGAAUGUGCUGGCACCGCUUGUUGAGCAAUGGAAACCCUUUCAUGAUGACACUGAGGAGUAUUCCGGGAUCGAUUAUAGCCUUCCCCUUAACCAGAUGGUGAAGGGAUGGCAAGAGGCAGAAGGAAAGGACUUGAGUUAUAUGGACCUAGAAGACAGUAAGAGCAGUAUCCCCGCGAGGCCUACUGGAUUUGCAGAUUCUUUUACUUCAGCCGAUGGCCGGUGA